Molecule: messenger RNA, 561 nt
Organism: Acanthosepion pharaonis
Lineage: Eukaryota; Metazoa; Mollusca; Cephalopoda; Sepiida; Sepiidae
Source: the annotation of a GenBank genome assembly
AUGAAGGGCUGCCUCUUGGGGCUGGAUAUUCUUGUGCCUCUUGGGAGUCAACCAAAGCUAGCAGUGAGCGGUUACUUACAAGAAUGGAGAAGUUGGCGAGGAGAAAAAGCUCAGUCAAUAGCUGAACUCUUCGAUUGCCUGAAGACGUGUGGAAGAGAGGACAUUGUUUAUGAGAUAGCAAACCAGUUGCAUAUUGAAGGUGAAACAAUUGAGAUUCCAGAUAAAAUGUCUGACAAAGGUGACAGCUUGCAGAAACAGAAGCCUUCCACAAUGUGUGCCCUUCUUCGGAAUGUGUUUCCCUGCAUUGUAAAUAAGCGUCGCUACAUUGACGAGGAACGGUCAGAGAAAACAGAGACCAUGAACCGGUUACUGGAUUCUGAAGGUGAACUGCAUCCACCACAAACGACUGUGCUCUCAUCAAAUCCAGCUGGGGUUGCCAGUGAGUACCGUGGACCCUCACCCAGUGCUCCAGUUCUGGAGGAAGUCGGUGUCGAAAAGUACUCGGACCAGACGUACUUCCAGCCCAAACCAGAAUCAUAUCCAAUCCAAGCGAGCUCUUGA